AUGGACGGUGAUCCGGCUGUCGAGCCCGAGGUUGACUCUUUCAGUCUAUUUCUUCCGCUCCCUUAUCGAGUUGCAAUCAUUGCUGUUCUGGGAAUUUGGGCAUGGGGCCUGAACCUUCACUAUCUUCACCUUGUCAGGAUUGAUGUACCCGCUCUCAUACGAUACCCUGCCCGCUCAGGUCAACAGUCGUUGAGCCAUCAUCACUCGACAUAUAAACUAGCAACGCUGUUGACUCUUCCUCUAGCCGGAUCGAUUCUGCUGUUCUGGUUUAUAACGCGAGGUGACAGGCACACUGCGCUAUCAUGGCAGAUCCUCCCACAGUCGUACCUCUUAUUCCUUGUGUUGUGCUUCCUCCUUCCAGUUAAGCGCAUGUCACGGUCCGGUCGUGUACACUUUCUCUCGACGCUGAAGAGGAUAAGCGUGGGUGGUUUGGCGGAAGUCCAAGAUGGGAAGUUCGGUGAUAUACUCCUGGCGGAUGUUCUCACGAGUUAUGCGAAGGUGCUGGGAGAUCUUUUUGUCUCUACCUGCAUGCUCCUCUCUCGAAGAACAGCGAGCACGGCCAAGCCUGACCGGGGAUGUGGAGGAGCAUAUCUUGUCCCGCUGAUCAUCAGUUUUCCCAGCAUGAUACGUCUCCGACAGUGCCUAAUCGACUAUUCUCGGGUUCGUCGGAACCGCACGUCUACUUCUGGAUGGGGGGGACAACAUUUGGCCAAUGCACUCAAAUAUGCUACGGCCUUUCCAGUCAUUUUCUUGAGUGCUUUACAACGAGGUUACGAUCCGACGACAUUUCACAUGACUGAAGCCGGGCUGUUUAGACUAUGGUUGCUUUUUGUUUUUGUCAACUCGUUCUAUUCGUUCUAUUGGGAUGUUACCAAGGACUGGGAUCUGUCAUUGUUCUUGUCGAGCCGGGAGAGGAAUGACCCCGAGCAUCCCUACGGUCUACGAAGACACCGACACUUUCACGCCAGGGAACUGUAUUAUACCGCCAUUGUGAUAGAUCUUCUUCUGCGUUGUACGUGGAGCUUCAAGCUCUCUCCGCAUUUAGACCACUUCAAUGAUCUCGAGGGUGGCAUCUUUCUUAUGGAAAUCCUGGAAGUACUGCGCCGUUGGAUGUGGAUAUUCCUCCGGGUUGAGACAGAAUGGGUCCGCAAUAAUCGCGGUCCCCCUUCAGAUGAUAUACUAUUGGGAGACUACGGUGGAAAGAUAGACGAGGAUUAG
This is a messenger RNA of Exophiala spinifera, 1218 nucleotides long. RefSeq lists its product as uncharacterized. Lineage: Eukaryota; Fungi; Ascomycota; Eurotiomycetes; Chaetothyriales; Herpotrichiellaceae. The record is from RefSeq and is a predicted model, not a curated record. Bases 1 to 1218 code for a protein of 405 amino acids. The transcript is spliced from 4 exons. Gene Ontology annotation, cellular component: membrane; cytoplasm.